AUGAUUCUGAUAUGAGGUCAUCGGUUGAGGAUUUCCACACGCUGGUGACUAAAGCAUGACGAAUCCAAAGAAAUUUACCUGCCUAAACACGGAGACACAAAUGCCGUUGAUCGGAUUGGGAACGUACAAAAUUAAUCAUGAAGAUGAUGUUUACAAUGCAUUAGACACAGCACUCGGUGUUGGAUAUAGAUUGAUAGAUACAGCAGCAGUGUAUCAAAAUGAAAACCUAAUUGGUAAUGCUUUAAAAACUUUAUUACCCAAAUAUGGAUUGAAAAGAGAAGAUUUAUUCAUCAUUAGUAAACUAGGUCCAAAGGAUCAUGGUUCAGAAUUGGCUUAUAAGGCAUGCCUAGAAUCAUUAGAAAAACUGCAAUGUGAUUAUUUAGAUUUGUAUUUGAUACACUGGCCAGGAAAACAAAAACUAAAAUCAGAAGACCCGAGACAUAAACAAUAUCGAAAGGAAAGUUGGUUUGAAUUUGAAAAACUUUUCAGUGAAGGUUUAGUAAAGAACAUAGGGGUAUCUAACUAUAGUCUGAAGCAAUUGGAUGAAAUGCUGUCAUAUUGUAAGAAAUUACCUGCCGUCCUUCAAGUUGAAUAUCAUCCUCACUUAGUGCAAGAAGAUUUACUGAAAUGGUGUACAGACCAUAAUGUUCAUUUACAAGCUUAUCGAUCACUUGGAAUAUCGGAGCUACUUACGGAUCCUUUAGUGACCAAGAUGGCUAAAAUGUAUGGGAAAAAAGAAUCGCAUGUCCUUCUGAAGUGGGCUUUGCAGCAGAAUAUCAGUGUUAUACCAAAGUCUACUAACAAAGACCAUUUGGAAGAAAAUUUCAAUGUUUGGGAUUUUGAACUGACAGAAGAUGAUAUUUUGGAACUGAAAAAACUUAAUAGAAACGCACGAUACUGUUGGGAUCCGUCUCCUGUUGUGUAAACACUACAAUGAUGUCAUCUUGUUGUAUUAAUUAAAUAAACAUGGGGUUUUUAAUUGAUGUAUUGGUGAUAAAUUAGAAUAAUCUGUGAAUAUUGAUCAGAAUUUCAGGCAAUUUAACAAGAAUGUGACUCCUAUUGAACAGUAUAUGUAAUCAUGAUGUCCUCCCCUUUAGUGUGUGAACAAAGACACUAGAAAGAACAUCGACAUAAUGUAAAUUUUAUUCAUAUCAUCACGCAGACACAGCAAUGAAUCGAUACGACAUUGUAUCUCUGUUAUCUGAGAUUGUGUAUUAAGUACAAUAUAAAAAUAGAGCAAAUCAGAAAGCACCAUAUAAAUACAUUGAAUGGACGGCGUCUUAAGUACACUAAAACAGUGACAUGUCAAUUUUACAAUUCUUUAUACAAUUACAAUAAUCAUUAACUAAGUACAGUAUA
Molecule: messenger RNA, 1359 nt
Organism: Saccoglossus kowalevskii
Lineage: Eukaryota; Metazoa; Hemichordata; Enteropneusta; Harrimaniidae
Source: RefSeq, a predicted model, not a curated record